Molecule: messenger RNA, 1809 nt
Organism: Aspergillus calidoustus
Lineage: Eukaryota; Fungi; Ascomycota; Eurotiomycetes; Eurotiales; Aspergillaceae
Source: the annotation of a GenBank genome assembly
AUGAGUAACACCUCCCUCGCCAUAUCCUCCGCUGCCGCCAGGGGCGACAUUCCCCUCCUCUUCUCGCUCCUAUCAAAACACCGCAGCACAAAACUCAUCUAUCAAAACUUCCUCGACCUCGCCCUCCGCCACGCAGCUGAAAACAGCCAAAACAUCAUCGUCGAAGCACUCCUGCGGCACGGCGCCCGAGUCGAGAGUCCAGGUCACACACCCGCGAUCCGGAUAGCAGCGAGGUCUGGGAAUCCCGAGACGGUCGAGGUCUUACUUGCGCGGUAUCGAGUCUUACCAUUCUGGCCGUACCUCUACAGACGGGGGAAAUGGAUGGGCGCGUUCCUUGAUGCGGCGGCUGGUGGGAGGGUGAGUGUUGUACGGGUUAUGUUGAAGAAUGGGCUUGAUGCGGAUUUGAGGUAUCAGUGCGAGGAUCGUGCUUCUGGAUCUGGUGCGCAGGGGAGGUGUGGGAGUUGUCGGAGUGAAAGUGCGAUCCAGCUUGCUGCGCAGUAUGGACAUGGCGAGGUCGUGGAGCUUUUGCUUCAUCGGGGGGCGAAGCCGGGGACGGAGAAGGCGGGUGAAUUCACGGCGCUGCAUCGUGCGGCGAGUCGUGGUUUUGAGGUGAUUGUGCGACAACUACUAGCCGCAGGAUGGGAUCCGAAUGAGGCGGACGAGGGAAAAAAGACGCCGAUGUAUGAGGCAGCUGUGCAUCACCAUAAAGGGACCUUUAACAUGCUGCUGGAAGGUGGCGGGAUGAUUGGGGAUAACGAGGGAGAGUAUCUCCAUGCGAUGGUUCUAUCGUCGAACAGCAAUGCUCUGGCGAUGAUCCUCCCACAUCUGCCGCCAGAGUCAUUCUCUCGCUUCGCCGGGACCCAAGGGCUACACGGUGAUAUCCUACAGCGAGCCGUGGAUACAAAAGACGCACCGAUCGUACGCCUCAUCCUCACCUACGCGAAAACCCACUCCCUCCUCAGCGCCCUCGACUACACCCGCGCCUUCACCACCGCCGCAUCAUCAUCGAGCAGCGCCGAAACAAUCGACCUGCUAAUAACACACUGCCCCUGGGGUCAACGCACACGAACGCAGCACAUCUUCUCCUUUAUCAACAGACAAGCUGCGGUUGGCCACCCCGACGCCGUGUUACAGCUGAUAGAGUGGCACUUUGAGUUCGGGCAGGAUGACUCUCUCAUAGAGACAGCAUUUCUAUCUGCCAUUGUUCACGGGCAGGUACGCAAUGUGCGCGAGCUGAUUGAGACGGCUCGGGUGGAUAUAAAUGGUAUGAUCGUCGCGAACCGAUGCAGUUGGGAGCCGGGACGACGCGGGGUGCCCUAUGCCCAGGGUGGCACCGCACUGCAUUUUGCUGCGGGAUAUGGACGGGUGGAUGUAUGCAGGGUGCUCAUCGAGUAUGGGGCUGAGCUCAACAAGAGGGACGAGGAGGGCUGGACGGCGUUGCACAAGGCGGCGAGGAAUGGCCAGGUCGAGACGGUGGCGCUGCUGAUUGAGCACGGGGCUGGGCUCGAGGCGACUAGCGAGAAAGAAGGAUUGACGGCGAUGCAUACGGCUGCUUCCGCAUCGUAUCGAGGCGAGGAGGUAGUGAAAUGCCUUUGGAAGGCUGGUGUGGAUAUCGACGCCCGGAACAGUGUUGGGAAGACUCCCCUGCAUUUGGCGGCGCUGGAAUGGUCGGGCAAGGCAUUUGAUUGUUUGGUGUCGUUGGGUGCGGAUACAAGUGUUUCUGAUGACGAUGGUCUCACGCCGAGACAGUAUCGCAAUCGCAGACUGCGCGGGAGAUUGAGAGACUUGAGCGAUAAGAGGAAACGAUGA